Molecule: messenger RNA, 1953 nt
Organism: Armigeres subalbatus
Lineage: Eukaryota; Metazoa; Arthropoda; Insecta; Diptera; Culicidae
Product: proton-associated sugar transporter A-like
Exons: 7
Coding region: 122-1762 (546 amino acids)
Cellular component (GO): membrane
Molecular function (GO): sucrose:proton symporter activity
Source: RefSeq, a predicted model, not a curated record
UUUUCAAAUCUCGGGUAACAUUCAUAAGCAUAUAGGUAAACCCCUAAAGAGGUAAUAAGAUCAGUCUAAUUUGUUGUCUGUAGCUCAUCGGUUGUAAAUCUUACCCGUACUCGAACGCGAAAUGUGUGAAAUUACCAUCAAUAAUAAUGAAACUGUUCAUUUUUCGGAUGACCAAAUAAUGGACAAAGUGUUGCAAACACGAUAUGAUCACGCAGCACAAUAUGUUGAGAAUUAUUCUCAUUUAUUCAGAUACAAAUCCCGCUGGGAGUUGGUCCGCAUGACCAUGAUCAUCGUCAGCAUCCAGUUUACGUAUGCCGCCGAAACCGCAUUCGUGUCACCCAUUUUGCUGGGCAUUGGAAUACCGCACAAGUACAUGACCAUGAUUUGGGCCAUUUCUCCGGCCCUUGGCUUCUUCUUGGCUCCGCUGGUGGCCUCGGUGAGUGACCAGCUGCGCUCCUCUUGGGGGAGAAGGCGUCCGAUGAUACUUACUAUGACCAUCAGUUUGAUGCUUGGACUGAUUAUUCUACCGUACGGAAGUACAAUUGGACAUUGGCUGGGCGACGAAGAUAUUCCUCCGCGGGAUAUGAGUGGAUUUCGGUGGGGAAUCUUGAUCACCAUUAUAGGGUUAAUAAUGGCGGAUUUUAGUGUGGAAACGACGAACGGUCUGUCCCGGACCUAUUUCUUAGACAUGUGUAUUAAAGAGGACCACCCAACUGUUCUGACCGUGGCUGUGAUGAUCGGAGGAAUUGGUGGCUUCAUUGGAUACUUGCUUGGAGCUAUUGACUGGUCGAAAACGAACGUCGGAACAAUGUUGGGAUCGAAUGAAGCCACUGUCUUUGCUGCAGUUGUCAUCAUUGUGCUGAUUGGAACUACUAUUACGUUAACAAGUUAUCGGGAAGUUCCUCUCGGCAUAUUGGAACAGGAUGAAAUGCUAAGACCCAUCUCGAAAGCAGCAUUUGAGGAAGAGAAAAAACGACAGAUCAAUCUCACACGAGUCAGCAGCGUGAUUUCGAUAGAACGUGCAACAGCCGAAGAAGCACAAAUUCAUCAUGAGGACCGCAACGAGCAACCCCUGAAUCUCGAACUGUUCUUAACUAACCUUAUAAAGCUCCCUAAAGCAUUGAAAAUACUGUAUCUCACGCAGUUUUUGUCACACUUAGGCUACCUUAGCUAUUGCCUUUACUUCACGGAUUUUGUUGGUAGAGAAAUAUUCGACGGUGAUGCAACGGCAGCUGAGGGUUCGCUCGAAUUAAGCCAAUACGAUGAAGGAGUCCGUUAUGGAUGCCUAGGCAUGGCCAUUUUUGUGCUGAGUUCUGCUAUUUAUUCUUUGGCAAUCGAAAAAAUGAUUCAACUGUUCAGCGCAAGAUCGGUUUACAUCGGUGGACUGCUGCUGAACAGCAUAGGGAUGAUGUUGGUUGCUGCUAUCAAAUCCAAGCUUACGGUCUUUGCUUGUUGUAUUACAAUGGGUGUCGAAUAUGCUACGAUAUAUUCUUUACCGUUCCUUUUGAUAUCAUUGUACCAUCAGAAAAAAUCGUUCGAUAUGAUUGAUGGACAAUACAUUCGUAGUGAGCAGAAUCGAGGGUUUGGAGCGGAUAUUUCGAUUCUCAGUAGCAUGCUUUUUCUUGCUCAGGUUAUUAUAUCACUCGCUAUUGGGAGUGUGAUUGAUGCCUUCGGUAGUACAACUAUAGUGGUUUAUUCGGCCAGUCUGUUCUCUUGUUUGGCUGCCUUCUCAGCAACGCAAAUUAUUUACAUGGAUCUCUAAUAUCUAAUCUACAAUGCUUUGUGAUUAUGCUAUUGCAAUGACAACCUGCUGUUUUCUAUCCUUUACUGUAUCCCAUACUAUGGGUAAUCUCAAUCAGUCCAAAUGGUGUAACUGACACAAGCAUAUGUUAUAGAUUUUGUUGAAAUGAUGUGAUAAAUAUGAAAAUAAUAAUAAUAUAAAUAUAGUUCUUA